GUCUCAAUGGGAAAAACCUUUUUUCUUCUUAUCCCUAAACAAGGACGAGAAUGUGAUUAAAAACGGGGGAAAAUGCCAAGGAGGAAGCAGGAGCAGCCCAAGCGCCUGCCUUCACAUGUGGACAGCAAUGAGGAAGAAGGGACUGAUGGCGGUACUGUGGAGGAGGAAGGCUGGUUUGGGAAUGCCUCUGACACACGCUCAGAGUCGUCGUCUUAUGGAGACACCCAGGAUGAGCUCCUCCUGCAUAGGGGCUCCUCUCCUGAUGAACAACCUGGAGUCAGCAUUGGGCCAGGAGAGCAUGAUACCUGUGGAGACGAGAGUUCACUGGGCUGCUCUACACCCAUCCAUCGUGCCUCUUUGGAACUUCUUGGCCUGGACGGAGGUGCAUUCUCAGCCCAGGACACACUCUCCUCUGUGGUGUCAUCACUGUAUGGUGAGACAGCAUCUCGAGCCUUGGGAAAACCCCUCAGCAGCAACCUACGGCGCCUCCUAGAGGCUGGGUCGUUUAAACCUGACACUGGGGAGGUCCUGGGUCGGUCAUCCAGAGGAAGUGCUGGGGGAGAGUCCCCUCCAAUUGCUCUAGCCCCACCUUUGACCCUCUCCCCAUCUUCCCACCAUGCCCAGCACUUAAGUGCUCUUGCCCGAAAACUGGCCAAUAACAACAACAGUGGCUCUGCUUCACCCGCCUCCUUGGCACCCGCAGUCUCCAACAUCAAGCAAGAGGCCCUCGACCCCUUUAACUCUGUCACCUCUAGCAAUGGCAGUGGCUUUGUUUGGGCAGGUGUAGCAGAUAAGUGGCCACCAGCCACCUGCUCCACGCCCUGCGGCUCCAGCCUGUCUCCAGACUCUGCAAUCCAAAAGUUAAAAGCAGCAGCCAAUGCUGUACUUCAAGACAAGAACGCUGUGGCUUCCUCUUCAACGACAUCUUCCUCCUCUUCCACCUCUGCCUCAUCCGCAGUCCCCACCCUGAGUGGGGGUGGUCGAGGAGAUGAUGUAGUGCGCUUUGAUGCCUUCAACUCUCCAUUUAGCCCACAGUCAGCUAGCUCUACCCUCGCUGCACUUUCCAAGAAAGUCAGCGAGAGGAGCCAAGCAUCGUCAACAGCCAGCGCGGCUUCUGACCACCAAGGCUCAGCAAGUUCCUUUCUUUCUCUUGUGUCAAUGACCUCCUCUGCUGCCUUGCUAAAAGAGGUAGCAGCCAGGGCAGCAGGAAACAUGCUGGCAGAGAAGAAGGAAGGCUCCCCCUUGGCACCUGCAGGGGUCCUCCAAGAGGAUGUAAAGCCCCUGUUGGACAAAAACCAGAAAGCACCCACGCCCAACCAGAGCCUAGAGUUGUUGAUGCCCUCUACUCCAAAGAGCAGAGGGAAACCAAAUAACCAAGCAGGCUCUCCUGAGGAUGGUGGCAAACCAUUCCAGUGUCCUGUGUGUGGACUGGUCAUCAAACGCAAGAGCUACUGGAAGAGACACAUGGUCAUUCACACAGGCUUGAAAAGCCAUCAGUGUCCGCUAUGUCCCUUCCGCUGUGCUCGCAAAGACAAUCUCAAGUCCCACAUGAAGGUACAUCAACACCAGGACCGGGGUGAGACAUUUCAGUGCGAACUUUGUCCCUUUACCUCCUCCCGACAUUUCAGCUUAAAGCUUCACAUGCGGUGCCACCAGCACUUCCCUCGCACAGACUUCAAGGUGAAAGAGGAGCUAACCACCGACACAGAGGGCGAGGGCUCCGUGUUAGGGGACAGCGGGUCCACAGACCUGAGAGCAACAGACGCGUCUCCACUGCAUUCAGACACUCAGCAGCAGACGUCCCCUCCGGUCGAGGCUUCCUCCAAUCAUGUCCACAUCAAGGAGGAACCCCAGGAAAGAGACUUGUCUGUGCUCUCCCCGUUUAGUAUCUGCAGGGACCGUGCCAGCAGCAGUGCCAACUCCCUGGACCUACCCGGUGUCGGGGUUGGAGUUGGGGUGAGAUCAAGUCCGAGCGGUCCAACCACAGCCUCCAUCUUCAGCCCUGAUAUCACUACCAAAACGGCCACUGAUCUGCUGAUGAAGCUUUCAGCAGCCAACCAGAGGGAAACACUCAAGUCUCCAUUCCACCUGAAGGAAGAGCCCAAGGUGGAGGAGGCACUGAGCCCUAGACCAUCCUCGCAGUCCCAGAGCCAGGUUCAGCCAAGCUUCCCUGCCACUUUCUGCCAGGACGGGCCAGCAGGGGCUGCAGCAGCCACAGAGCGCCCAGGGUCACUGAAACCAAGGGAAGGAAGCCCCAUGGCUAAGAACAGCUUGCUUAGCCAAGAUAUCAACGUUAAGGUGGCCUCUGAGCUGCUGAUUAAGCUAUCAGAGAACAACAAAGAUGCCCAGAAGGUGAAGGUAAAGGCAGAGCCCAUGGAGGUGGAUCCACCCCCUGCAGAACUAACCCCACCUGCCUCUCACCUGCUGGCUUUCAGCACUUUAGGGGCGAGUGAGAAGAGCGAGCCAAUGAGUAACCUCUCUGAAACGUUGGCAUGCCCCCAGAAAGAUCUCUUCUCCCAAGACAUAUCGGUCAAAAUGGCAUCUGAACUACUGUUCAAAUUGUCAGAAAAAGUCAGCAAAGCCCACAACCACAAAGACAGUAACAUGGUUGGAAUAAACAGUCCAUUCCUGGACGAGUGCUUUAGACAAUCACCCUUUAACUCGCACUCCAAGAGCUCUUCCCCCGCAGAGGCCACCUCCUCUACCAGGGUAGCAUUUCAUGAUUCAGAGAAGGAUGAUGGCAACCCAGGGAAUGGGAUCGCCCAGUGGAGAUUACACGAGCAGCUUUUUCCCUGUCCCAUCUGUGGCAAGGUGUUCGGUAGACAGCAGACACUUUCUAGACAUCUCUCUCUACACACAGAGGAGAGGAAAUACAAGUGUCACUUGUGUCCUUACGCAGCCAAGUGCAGGGCUAACCUCAAUCAGCACCUGACCAUCCACUCUGUCAAGCUGGUCAACACAGACGCUGAACAGAUCGUCAGCGCUGUUACAGCCGACUCUACUGAGCGCAAGAACUGCCCCUACUACUACAGCUGCCAUGUGUGCGGUUUCCAGACGGAGCUGAAUGCCCAGUUUGUCAGCCACAUGUCGCUUCAUGUGGACAAGGAGCAGUGGAUGUUCUCACUGUGCUGCAGCGUCUGUGACUAUGUCUGCAUGGAGGAAACCGACAUGAAGAGCCACAUCAGUACCGGACAUGCAGGUCUGAACUCAAGAAGCCCCCUCAGCGAGACCAAGAGCACCUCAUCAUCCCUCUCAGCCCUCAGUGAUUCGCUCAACAGCUCUGAGGGCGGAGACUAUACCCACGGUAACGAAGAACUCAAGAGCCUGCUCGCUCCGCCCUCCUCCGCAGGCAGUCAGGCCAGCUCCGGAAGUCACUCAGGAUCAGGAACUGAGGACAAGCAAGACAAAGGCUUUGAGUGUGUCUUCUGCAAUUUUGUAUGCAAGACACGCAGCAUGUACGAACGGCACCUCCAGAUCCACCUCAUCACGCGAAUGUUCGAGUGCGACGUAUGCCACAAGUUUCUCAAGACACCCGAGCAGCUGCUGGAGCACAAGAAGUGUCACACCGUCCCCUCUGGAGGGCUCAAGUGCCCUUUUUGCAUCUACUCCACCAAUCGUCCAGCGGCCAUGGAGUGCCACCUGAAGACGCACUGUAAGAUGGAGUACCGCUGCCGCAUCUGCCAGGGACUGUGGCCCGACCAGGCCUCGCUGGAGGCCCACAUGCGGGGGCACCGCCUGGGCAACCACUACAAGUGUGAGCAGUGUGGCUAUCUGUCCAAAACGGCCAACAAGCUGAUCGAGCAUGUGCGUGUGCACACAGGCGAGCGGCCCUUCCACUGUGACCGCUGUUCUUAUAGCUGCAAGCGCAAGGACAACCUCAACCUGCACAAGAAGCUGAAGCACGCACCGCGCCAGACUUUCGGUUGCCAAGAGUGCCCUUUCACCACCACACACCCCUUUGUCUUCAGCCGCCACCUCAAGAAACACCAGAGUGGAGGAGCGGGGGGCCUGGAUGGAGGCUUAGAAGGAGGAGAAGAGGAGGAGGAAGAAGACGAGGAGGCAGGAGGGGAGGAGCAGCCACUAAAAGGAGCAUCACCUGGAUGUUCUUCAUUGCAGAAGAGCCAGGAGAGCUUCCUGUUCAGCGGAGGCGGUAGCAGUGGGGGGAGUGGGAGUAACAGCCCCCUCAUGAGUCUAACAGCAUCUCAGGCGCUCCAGUCGGUCGCUCUGUCACUCACACUGGGCAAGUCCCGCCAGCUUGACCCCACCAGCCCUGUGAACAACGCUGCUGGCACCAACGGCACAGACACUACCAGACACUGCAGCAGUGGCAGCCCCUCCCUCUUCCCGUCCUCCUCCCGCCACAUGUUCGAGCAGUACAGGAACUGCGACCGGGCCCACCUGAUCCCCCUCACCACCCUGUACACCCACAACAGUCGCUUCACAUUCCACUCCAGAUGGUGGACAGCCACGUCUUCUCUGCUCUUUUUCUCCAACUCUGUAUCCCCCGCCUUCUCUUCCUCCUCACCCUCCUCACCUUCCUCCCACAAACACUCCUUCCUGGCCUACCUUGGACUGAUGGAGAGGGCCAAAACUGUCUGACCUCACCCAUCUCUUUUCUUCCAGCUUCCCAUCUCCCGCUCUUUCCACUCACUCCUCGGACGGUGGUGUAAAUGACACUUGACCACUGCAGUGGGAGCAACGUCUUUUCCAAUCAGACCAGCAAAAUAAGCUGGACCAGACAAACAUAUUAAAAAGAAAAAGAAGAAAAAGAAGACAUUUAUAAAAGAAAAAAACGCUGUACAUGCUAAAAUGCAUUUAUAUCAAAAAGCUGCUUUUCUUAUCAGUUCUAUCAAUUGAAUUAUUACUACUUCAAGUACUACACACUAUUACCUUCUCUUUGGUUUUUAAGCAUCUGAAUGACCUGGACCCAGUCGCUUUAUCUGGUAAAACUAACGCAUCUCAGUUUUAUAGAUAUUUUCUUUAUUUGUUUGACAAGAUAAAAAGUUGAAAAAGUCAAAACAAACCUUGCAAGUGCUAUAUUUUAGUGCAUUUUUGUCCCUUGCUAUUAUGCAUUGAAAUAGCAUGCCUGUUUCUGUGUUUCAGCUAGCUUUGACGUCAUUAGGAAGCUGAAUUCGAAAUAUCCUGAAGUGUUAGCGGUGCAAUGUGGACAGAACCAAUGAAACGGAAUGCUUUUCAUUGAAAAAAAAAAGCACGUUUCCAAAGCAACGCCUCAGACCACGCACUUACUUAUCAAUCUUGUACAUAGUUUUGUAGCCCCUUCUUCUCCUGUCUUUUUGAGUUAUGUUUUGUUUCCUUUUUUUUUUAUUUUUUAUUUGUAAAAUGGGGAAAACAUGUUCUGCAUUUCUGCUGACUGAUUUCACUUCUGUCUCAGAAUCAGUGUAACUUUAAUGGAUUAGUAGAUCAUUCUGAUUUUAUUUGCAAACUCAGAAAAUAAGCUGUGACAAUGUAAAUAUUUCAAUCUGACCUAUCAAGUGAGAUGUGAAAUCAUUUGAAUAUAAAUGCAAAAUGUUACUGAUACAUUUGUACUCAGUGUUGUAGAGCAGGGGUCCCCAACAUUUUUUUUUCCAGGGAAAAAUAAAACACAAAACAGAACAACAACAGUUCCGUUGUUUUCAUCUACCAAAUAAAAGAAAAAAACACAUUGCUGAUCAGCUUAUCAACAGAUAAGAAAACUUAUUCACUGUAACUGUGUUUCAUCAUUAGGACAUUUAAGUAAUGUUUAUUUACACACACAUGCACAUGUUUUCUUUGCAUGUGUAAAAACAAUGUAACUCACCAAAAUAACAAAUUCUUUUGUCCACUUACCAUCACUACAGCAGCAAAGCAGAUGAUGCUGCAUUCAGCUUCAUCACAGCACAACAAGCAUUUGUUCAGAUUUGUAUGCUUCAUUUUUUUUUUCUUUCCCCACUCACAGCCUGUUAAAAAAAGACUUAGUAUCCCAGUGGUUCGGGGGGCCCUGCUACAACAAACCAGAGCAAGACUACAAUAAAACAUUUAUUCAUUAUCUAUGAGACCAGGUUGACAUCAGCACAACAUUAUAUGCAGAACUAUGUAUCAUGCACUCAUACUUAGAAGAGAUAUAUGAGAUAACUGUUUUGUGGAGGUGACCUGCUCUGGGUAAGAAAGCUACCCACAGCCAAGGUCACCACAGGCCGAUUCAAUGGUGCUUUUUGGAGCUUUUUGUAAUUUUUGUGUACAAAAAAAAAAAAAAAAACUGUUCCAAAAUGACUUGAAUGAAUGUAUUUUUGUUUAUGUACAUGAAAAAGAUGCGAUACAGAAGUGUGAACAGGGACGUCUUCUGUGCUGUUAAAGACAGGAAAGUUUGUGUUUGGUGGCCUUUCUGUCUUUUUGUUUUUGUCUUUCAUUUGUUGUUAUUUGUCAUUUUUUUUUCUUUCUUUUUUUUUUUUUUUUUUUUUACUGAGCCUUUUACAUCAUAUUAAACAUUUUCUACUAACAUUCACAGAGAACCUAUUGUGAGAAAAUGCUCCUGUAGGCGCAGUGAUUAAACAAAGCCAUGCCAUGUACAGCACCGUGGUCGAUGGCUCUGGCUUUUGGUAGGCUGGCAGACUUGGUACUGCUUUUUUGCUCCCCUCCUUCACAAUUACUUCUGUUCUGGAGCUUUUGAGUUUUAAUUGCACUUAUGUAGUUACUCUUCAAGCCAAAAGCACUUAAAUCUUUUGUUUUCUUUUUUUUUUAUUUUUUUUUUUUUUGUUUGUUUGUUUUUAAGUGCAAACUUAGAUCCAAUAAGUUACCGUAAUGUGAAGUAGGCAUAUGUUGCUGGAAAUGACUCAAUCAACACCCCACAGUUUCUGGUCAUUUCUGGUGGUGCAAAAGGGUCUGCCUCUGUGAAAUCGGAGAAAGUAAUUGAACACAAAUUGCAUGAAUUAGACAGUAGAGGUCAAGCUCCCCCCUGGGAACUAAAGGUCCCAGGCUAAAUUGUUUUAGCCAAUUUUGCACAGUGCUGCACUUUUCAAUUAUGAGAAUAUGUAUUUAUCUGUAAAGUCUCCAAAAGAAGUUUUGCAAGAUAAGGAGGUGUAGUACAAGUUUUUUUUUCUUUUUCUUUUAAGAAGAGCUUUACUUGUAAUUGCGCUUGUGUUCCUAAGUGGUCUUCAAGCCAAAAUCCCUCAUUUGUGAUGGGAUUUUUUUUUUUUAUUGUCCUUAUUUUUUUUCCAAGUGUCUAUUUUAUUGAUGCAUUAUUAUCUAUUGUUGCUUAUGUUGUAGUCAAGUCAUGUCAGAAAAACAUGGAUUGGACAGAGAUCAUAAAUUGUUAAGACCAAAUUGUGACUCGCCACAGGAUGUGAUGUUAGGAUUGAAUCCGUCACGUCCUGCGUUGGAUUGUCUUCCCCUUCUCAACACAGCUGUUUAUUUAAUCUUUUUUUUUUUUUUUUUUUUUGCUCUCUGUCAUCUAGCAUCUCUGGAGAGAAAGGAGCAUUUCUCCCAACACAUGCACACACUCUUCUCCUGUACUAUCUACGUUAUCUUUUAUACUCUAGUGCCACUUGGUGGAAGGAAACCACCUGAGACUCCUGAGAAUGAGUCAAACUAAUUGUCAGGGUCCAACAGAAAAAAAAGAUAAUGAGAUCAAAAGAAUGUGUCCUCUCGACACCUUUUUUUAAAUGUCUGCCUUUUUAUUACAGCAUAUUCAUGAAUAGCUGCACUUCUUUUUGCCCCCCUUUGUUUGAGUGUAAUGUUUUAAAAAGGUAACAGGACUCAAUCUUUAGAAAACCAGAAUUUUCAAGCACUUAUCCUUUUUGUUUUUUGUUUUUUUUUUUUGCCCUAUUGUACGCAGCACAGUGACCUUUAAGCUUGACUACCUUUACAGCACUUGAGAGUAUGCAUGACAUUGUCCUCUCUGGUCCUUUAGCACUUAUUUGUGUUUUAAACUAACUCCUUUGGUUAGCAUUUAGAAAGCAUCACACUGCACUGUCUACAAUCAGUUAGCUUUAUGUUUGGCUGUAUUUUAUGAUUAGAAAAAGGCUCAACUAUCUUAACUUUUGGCACUUGGUAAAGAUAGGUUUGUGCUGUAAAAAGCUUUUUUUUUAUUACUCCAUUGUUAAGGCUGUACAGGGUUGUGAUGAUAACUGGUAAAUAGACCAUUUGUACUUUUUUUGGUUUUGUAUUUGUUUUCUUUGGCAUUAUUUUAUGUUCAACUUGCCAGAUCUAAAUGUAACAGGAUUUGAAAGUAAAGCUUACAUCAGAUAUUAUGUCAA
Molecule: messenger RNA, 8231 nt
Organism: Melanotaenia boesemani (Boeseman's rainbowfish)
Lineage: Eukaryota; Metazoa; Chordata; Actinopteri; Atheriniformes; Melanotaeniidae
Gene: znf827
Product: zinc finger protein 827
Exons: 14
Coding region: 73-4599 (1508 amino acids)
Biological process (GO): regulation of gene expression
Cellular component (GO): nucleus
Source: RefSeq, a predicted model, not a curated record